Molecule: messenger RNA, 426 nt
Organism: Naegleria lovaniensis
Lineage: Eukaryota; Heterolobosea; Eutetramitea; Acrasida; Naegleriidae
Exons: 1
Coding region: 1-426 (141 amino acids)
Source: RefSeq, a predicted model, not a curated record
AUGUCCAAUUCCACACCACCCGUCAUCAAACCUCCCUUCACUCUCGAAACAGCUCUCCAAAAAGUCAAAUUCGCACAAGAUGCUUGGAAUUCCAAAGACAUUGAUCGAAUCACCAAAGCUUACACUCCCGAUUGUGAAUGGAGAAAUCGGAGUGAAUUUCUAAAAGGUCAUUCCGAAAUUCGUGAAUUCCUUCAACGCAAAUUUUCAAAAGAAUUGGAUUAUAAAUUAGAGAAACAAUUAUUUGCCUUUUUGAAUGAUCGAAUUUCUGUUCAUUUCGAAUAUGAAUAUCAUAACGAAGAAGGUCAAUGGUUUCGUGCCUAUGGAAAUGAAAAUUGGGAAUUUGAUCAAGACUCGGGAUUGAUGAAAAAACGUGAUGCAAGUAUUAAUGAUGUGAACAUUGAGGAAAGUGAACGAAGAUUCAAGUGA